CAUAUCCCAGAACAUCUGGAUCAUGCGUGCCUGGAGAGGGCAAAUGCCAUAGGAUGACCGCUGCUGGUCCCCUCUUACUGGCUGUGAUAUCGUCUGUCCUGUGGCUCACGCGGGGCUUCGACCCGGCUCCCAGCGCCUGCUCCGCCCUGGCCUCCGGCGUCCUCUACGGCUCCUUCUCCCUCAAGGACCUGUUCCCCACCAUCUCCUCCGGCUGCUCCUGGACCCUGGAGAACCCCGACCCCACCAAGUACUCGCUCUACCUCCGCUUCAACCGGGAGGAGCAGGUCUGCACCCACUUCUCGCCCAUGGUGCUGCCGCUCGACCACUACCUGGCCAACUACACCUGCGAGCAGCAGCAGCAGCAGCAGCAGCAGCAGCAGCAGCAGGAGGAGGAGGACGAGGAAGCCGAGCUGGAGCUGUGCGAGGGCACGGGACCCUUCACCUUCCUGCACUUCGACAAGAACUUCGUGCAGCUGUGCCUGGCGGCCGAGCCCGUGGCGGCCGAGCCCGAGGCGGCCCCGCGGCUGCUGGAGCCGCAAGCGCUGGAAUUCCGCUUCGUGGAGGUGCUGCUGAUCAACAACAACAACUCCAGCCAGUUCACCUGCAGCGUGCUGUGCCGCUGGCUCGAGGAGUGCCUGCAGGCUCCCGGUGCUUGGCGGGCGCCCAGCGCUGAUCUCAGCGGCUCCUCCGCCGCUCCUCCGCCGCAGCGACGUGGGGCUGGCACCGGCCCAGAGCCCCCCCAGGCGCUGACCCCGGGGUCCCCCGCCCGCGUCAUCCCCGCCCUGGGGAGGCUCUCCCGGAGGGGGAUGCGGGCUGGAGGCACGGUGCUGGGGGACCCCCGGGCAGGGCGGGCCGCGUCCCCCGCCCAGCCCCGCACAUGCAAUGCGGUGGAGGAGAACCAGAAGGUGAAGACCCAGUGGCCACGGUCAGCAGAUGAACCCGGGGUCUACAUGGCCCAGACAGGGGACCCUGCGGCGGAGGAGUGGUCGCAGUGGAGCGUGUGCUCCCUGACGUGCGGCCAGGGCUCCCAGGUGCGGACGCGCUCCUGCGUCUCCUCUCCCUACGGGACGCUGUGCAGCGGGCUGCUCCGGGAGACCCGCACCUGCAACAACACCGCCACCUGCCCAGCUCCCGGCGCGUGGCAGGCGUGGUCCCCGUGGAGCCUGUGCUCGGUGACCUGCGGGCGAGGGGCCAGGACCAGGAGGCGGCGCUGCGCGGCCUCGCGGCGCGGAGGGAUGGCUUGCGAGGGCCCCGAGCUGCAGGCCAAGCCCUGCAAUAUCGCGAUAUGCCCCGCCGCCGUGGGGCCAGUCCCAGUGACGACCCCCACUCCCAGCACCGCCCGUGCCACUCCCGCCUGGCGCAUCCGGGAUUUGGCAGGACCGAUGCCAGAGAUGCUGGCCGCCGUGGGGCCAGUCCCAGUGACGACCCCCACUCCCAGCACCGCCCGUGCCACUCCCGCCUGGCGCAUCCGCAGUGUCCCCAUCCCCACAGCAGACAGCAAGUGGGGUCCUUGGAACCACUGGAGCCUCUGCUCCAAGACCUGCGACACCGGCUGGCAGCGGCGCUUCCGCAUGUGCGAGGGCACGGGCAUGCAGGGCUACCCCUGCGAGGGCACCGGCGAGGAGGUGAAGACCUGCAACGAGAAGAAGUGCCCAGCUUACCACGAGAUGUGCAAGGACGAGUACGUGAUGCUGAUGACCUGGAAGAAAACGGCUGCCGGGGAGAUCAUCUACAACAAGUGUCCCCCCAACGCCACAGGGACUGCCAGCCGCCGGUGCCUGCUGAGCCCCCACGGCGUCGCCUAUUGGGGUGUGCCCAGCUUCGCCCGCUGCGUCUCCCACGAGUACAGAUACUUGCAUCUCUCACUGCGGGAGCACCUGGCCAAGGGCCAGCGGGUGCUGGCAGGGGAGGGCAUGUCGCAGGUGGUGCGGAGCCUGCUGGAGCUCAUGGCCCGCAAGACCUACUACAGCGGGGACCUGCUCUUCUCCGUGGACAUCCUGCGCAACGUCACCGACACCUUCAAGAGGGCCACCUACAUCCCGUCCUCCGAGGACGUGCAGCGCUUCUUCCAGGUGGUGAGCUACAUGGUGGAUGCGGAGAACCGGGACAAGUGGGAGGAUGCUCAGCAGGUCUCUCCCGGCUCCGUGCACCUGAUGAAGGUGGUGGAGGAUUUCAUCCACCUGGUGGGGAACGCGCUGAAGGCUUUCCAGAGCUCCCUCAUCGUCACCGACAACCUGGUGACCAGCAUCCAGCGCGAGCCCGUGAGCGCCGUGUCCAGCGACAUCAACUUCCCCAUGAAGGGGCGGCGGGGGAUGAAGGACUGGGCGCGCAGCUCCGAGGACAAGCUCUUCAUCCCCAGGGAGGUGCUGAGCCUCGCCUCGGCCGAAGCCGAGGAGUCGUCGCACUUUGUCAUCGGGGCGGUGCUGUACCGCACGCUGGGGCUCAUCCUGCCCCCGCCCAGGAGCCCCCUGGCUGUCACCUCCAAGGUGCUGACGCGGCAUCCCCGGGCGUGUCCAGGUGACCAGGCGUGCUCGGGGGCCAGCGCACAUCUGGGCGCACAUCUGGCAGCCCCGCGCGUCACCGAGCGCCUGGCUCUUCCCGCAGAAGCCGAGGAGUCGUCGCACUUUGUCAUCGGGGCGGUGCUGUACCGCACGCUGGGGCUCAUCCUGCCCCCGCCCAGGAGCCCCCUGGCUGUCACCUCCAAGGUGCUGACGGUGACCGUGCGCCCGCCCACCCGGCCCGCGGAGCCGCUCGUGCUGGUGGAGCUGUCCCACAUCAUCAACGGCACGUCCCACCCGCAGUGUGUCACCUGGGACUACUCGAGGACGGAUGCUGGCUUGGGAAACUGGGACACGGAGAGCUGCCAAACCCUGGAGACCCUCCCGGCGCACACCAAAUGCCAGUGCCGCCAGCUCGCCACCUUCGCCGUCCUCGCCCAGCUGCCCAAAGACCUGGCCAUGGACCCCUCGGGGACACCAUCAGUGCCACUGAUGAUCGGCUGUGCCGUGUCCUGCAUGGCCCUGCUGACCCUGCUGGUGAUCUACGCCGCCUUCUGGAGGUUCAUCAAGUCGGAGCGCUCCAUCAUCCUGCUCAACUUCUGCGUCUCCAUCCUGGCUUCCAACAUCCUCAUCCUCGUGGGCCAGUCCCAGAUGCUCAGCAAGGGCGUGUGCACCAUGACCGCCGCCUUCCUCCACUUCUUCUUCCUCUCGUCCUUCUGCUGGGUGCUGACCGAGGCCUGGCAGUCCUACCUGGCGGUGAUCGGCCGGAUCCGGACACGCCUGGUCAGGAAGCGCUUCCUGUGCUUGGGAUGGGGGUUGCCAGCCCUCGUGGUCGCCGUCUCCGUCGGCUUCACGCGGACCAAAGGCUACGGGACAGCGAGCUACUGCUGGCUCUCGCUGGAGGGCGGUUUGCUCUACGCCUUCGUGGGACCCGCUGCUGUCAUCGUGCUGGUGAACAUGCUGGUGGGCAUCAUCGUCUUCAACAAGCUCAUGUCCCGCGACGGCAUUUCAGAUAAGUCCAAAAAGCAGCGAGCUGGGGCAUCGCUGUGGAGCUCCUGCGUGGUCCUGCCUCUGCUGGCGCUGACCUGGAUGUCGGCCGUGCUCGCCAUGACCGACCGGCGCUCCAUCCUCUUCCAGGUCCUUUUCGCCGUCUUCAACUCCGUCCAGGGCUUCGUCAUCAUCACCGUGCACGGCUUCCUGCGCCGAGAGGUCCAGGACGUGGUCAAGUGUCAGAUGGGGGGGUGCAGGAGCGAGGAGAAUGAAAACUCGCCCGACUCCUGCAAGAACGGGCAGGUGCAGAUCCUGACAGAUUUUGAAAAGGACGUUGACCUGGCGUGUCAGACAGUGCUGUUCAAAGAGGUGAACACCUGCAACCCCGCCACCAUCACGGGCACCUUGUCCCGCAUUUCCCUGGACGGGGACGAAGACCCCAAGCUCAACACGACCUCAGAGAGCGGCCUGGGCUUCUCCAGCCUGCCCGGCAACAUCCCCCCCGCCAGCAUCCUGGUGCAGGUGCCCAAGAUGACGCCCAACGUGGUGGCGGGGCUGACGGAGCUGGGCGAGCCGCCGGCGCAGCAGCUCAGCCUGGAGGCGCCGGGUCCCGUUUACCUGUGCACGGAGAGCAGCCUGCGGCCGCUGGAAUACGGCUGGAUCCGGGCCCCCGAGCCCCCCCGAGAGAGCGAUUACAUGAUGCUGCCCCGCCGCACCGGCAGCCUCAAGCCCUUCCCCCGGGACGAGGGGACGCUCGGCGGCGGCGCAGAGGAGGCGGUGCCCGGCGGGACGGGGCGCCCGGCGGCAGAAGGCGAUGCCUACCCCGGUUUUGUGGCCGUGGAUCACGUCAGUGUGAACCUGAACCAGCCCUACGCCACGGUGAAGGCUCCCUACGGCCUCCAGUUCAAGCAGCAUCCCACGGUGAGGCAGAUCCUGGCCUCGGAGCUGUCGGAGCGCAGCCGCACCAUGCCCCGCACCGUGCCCGGCUCUGCCAUGAAAGUGGGGUCCCUGGAGAGGAAGAGGUUGCGGUACUCUGACCUGGACUUUGAGAAGGUGAUGCACACACGGAAACGUCACUCCGAGCUCUACCACGAGCUCAACCAGAAAUUCCACACGCUGGACCGGUACCGGGCUCCAUCCACCGGCUCCUCCAAGCGAGAAAAGCGAUGGAGCGUCUCAUCGGGCGGCGGGGACAAGAGCACGGGCAACGACGUGCCCGGCCCCGAGGAGCAGCGGCCGAAGGCUCCGGCAGCACCGCCCAAGCCGUGGAGCACGUUCAAGCCACAGCUGCCCGCCCCCCCGCAGGACGUGCCCGGCCCCGAGGAGCAGCGGCCGAAGGCUCCGGCAGCACCGCCCAAGCCGUGGAGCACGUUCAAGGCGAUGACACUGGGCUCGCUGCCCAGCGCCCAGCGGGAGCGGCUGGGUUCAUCCCAGUUCGGGUUUGGGGUGCAGGGAGAAGCCAUUUGGGGGUUCCAGCGUGAAGAUGAAGAGGAAGGGGUGGAAGGAGCCGAAUUAUUCCACUGCCACCUCCUAAGGGGGAUCCAGCUGUGCGGGGAGGGGGCUGGCACGAGCACGAGGAUUUUGGCUGCCCGUGCCAGGGGUCAGGACUGUGGGUGA
Molecule: messenger RNA, 5105 nt
Organism: Ficedula albicollis (Collared flycatcher)
Lineage: Eukaryota; Metazoa; Chordata; Aves; Passeriformes; Muscicapidae
Exons: 40
Coding region: 54-5105 (1683 amino acids)
Biological process (GO): cell surface receptor signaling pathway; negative regulation of angiogenesis; G protein-coupled receptor signaling pathway
Cellular component (GO): plasma membrane
Molecular function (GO): G protein-coupled receptor activity
Source: RefSeq, a predicted model, not a curated record